Columba livia (rock pigeon) is the source of this 5218-nucleotide messenger RNA. It is a transcript of the gene ARC, whose product is annotated as activity regulated cytoskeleton associated protein. Gene Ontology annotation, molecular function: mRNA binding. NCBI's taxonomy places the organism in Eukaryota, Metazoa, Chordata, Aves, Columbiformes, Columbidae. The record is from RefSeq and is a predicted model, not a curated record. The transcript has 3 exons. Gene Ontology annotation, biological process: regulation of long-term synaptic potentiation; cytoskeleton organization; regulation of neuronal synaptic plasticity. The coding region runs from base 545 to 1759 and encodes 404 amino acids. Gene Ontology annotation, cellular component: actin cytoskeleton; cytoplasm; plasma membrane.
GGCAGUUCAGGCAGGGAAGAGAAGCAGCUCUUUGCAUCUCUACUGAAAGCAUUUUUCGACUCGACAAGUUUACCAGAGGAGAAAUCACCAGGAUUUUCUUUGCAGCAGCAGCAGCUUCCAGCUUCUUGUGUGCAUCUCUGUGUGUUUUUCUCCAGCGGGGACUUUCCACUGUUCAAGAUUCUCAGCUCCAGACGAGCAGGUAGCGGGCACGCGUGAGGGACUGGACGUCUUAGCCAACUCCUCUCCUUGUUUCUGGAAGAUCCUGGCUCUCUCUGGGACACCCUGAGCACGUGAGACCAGCAUUUCCAGCUGCACAUCGGGAGAAAUUUGCCUACAACUCUCUCUGGGAUCCCCGGGACCGAACAGCUCGCUCUGUGGUGAUAUUUGAUUUGGCUGUGUUUGUGUUGAAAAGUCCUUUGAGGGGGGUUUAGAAGUCUCUGUGUGUCUUUUGGGAAGUGUUGUAGUGGGGUUUUGGAGAGCCAGCUCUAGCAUUAGGGCUUACAACCUAGUUCUUUCCGUGUUUGACACUUGCACGGUAGGAGCCAUGCAGCUGGAUAAUGUCACCAAUGCGGGCAUUCACUCCUACCAGGGGCACCGUGGAGUGGCCAACAAGCCAAAUGUGAUCUUGCAGAUAGGGAAAUGCAGGGCAGAAAUGUUGGAGCAUGUCAGGAGAACCCACCGACACCUCCUGUCUGAGGUCUCCAAGCAGGUGGAACGCGAGCUGAAAGGCUUGCAGAAAUCAGUGGGGAAGUUAGAGAAUAACUUAGAGGACCAUGUCCCAACUGAUAACCAAAGAUGGAAGAAGUCUAUCAAGGCCUGCCUGGCCAGAUGCCAGGAAACCAUUGCCCAUCUGGAGAGGUGGGUCAAAAGGGAGAUGAAUGUUUGGAAGGAGGUCUUUUUCCGUCUGGAGAAGUGGGCAGACCGUCUGGAGUCCAUGGGAGGCAAAUAUUGCCCCGGGGACCAUGGCAAGCAGACAGUGUCUGUUGGGGUGGGAGGCCCAGAGUUAAGGCCAAGUGAGGGGGAGAUUUAUGAUUAUGCCCUUGAUAUGAGCCAAAUGUAUGCACUGACCCCUCCUCCUGGGGAGGUCCCCAGCAUCCCCCAGGCCCAUGAUUCCUACCAGUGGGUCUCGGUGUCAGAGGAUGCUCCAGUCUCCCCGGUGGAGACCCAGGUCUUUGAGGAUCCCAGGGAGUUCUUGAGCCACUUGGAGGAAUACUUAAAGCAGGUAGGUGGAACAGAGGAGUACUGGCUGUCUCAGAUCCAAAACCACAUGAACGGCCCAGCUAAAAAGUGGUGGGAAUACAAGCAGGACUCUGUCAAGAACUGGGUCGAGUUCAAGAAGGAGUUCCUGCAGUACAGCGAGGGCACUCUGACUAGGGAUGCUAUCAAAAGGGAGCUAGAUUUGCCUCAGAAAGAGGGAGAGCCCCUGGACCAGUUCCUUUGGCGCAAGAGAGACUUAUACCAGACCCUCUAUGUUGAUGCAGAUGAGGAGGAAAUUAUCCAGUAUGUGGUAGGCACCCUCCAGCCCAAACUGAAGCGCUUCUUGAGUUACCCCUUGCCCAAAACCUUAGAGCAGCUGAUCCAAAGAGGGAAGGAAGUCCAAGGCAACAUGGACCACUCUGAGGAGCCCAGCCCACAGAGGACCCCUGAGAUUCCAUCAGGAGAUUCUGUGGAGAGCGUGCCUCCCUCAACCACUGUCAGUCCCGUGCCGAGCAAUGGGACUCAACCUGAGCCCCCCAGCCCACCAGCUACUGUCAUAUGAGCCAGUCCAAGGGAGGCAGCAGUCUGGGUUACAUGAAAGGGAGAAGGGGGAGUAUUUAGGAAGCUUCUCUUUGGAGAGAGGUUCUGGCUGAGACGAGACAUGAGGUGUGCUCAGUCUAACAGCCCAUAGCAGCAGAAUUAACUUUUGCUUGUGGGGGGAGGGAGGUGGUGGGGGAGAGGCACCUUAGGAUGUGGUUGCCCACCUCACUUGAGCCAUGCAAUACAGUGGUGUUGGAGAUGCUGCUUGCACCACUGUGGGGAAUGGGACAAUUUUAUGAGAUCCCUGAGAAGAAACUAGAGACAAUUCCCAACUUCAGAGGCAGCCGCUUAGCGCUGGUGGCUUUCAAGGACUUCAAAUGAAUGCAGCAAUAGGCUGAGGGUUCCUACCCAUCUGGAUCUUUCCUACUCCUUCUCUCAUCCCUCUUCUGAAGAUGUGUCCCUGUCAUGAGGAGACAUCUUUCUUUUGACCCCUGCCCUUUUCUGAUUUACCACUGGGUGUCUAUUCACUUGGCAAUCUCCUGUUCUUAUUUGCUCCAAAGGAUUAAAUAAGUUUUAUUUAUUUUUUUAGAAGAAAUCUUAUGAUUUCAGGGACUGAAAACUUUCAAGAAUCUGGAUUAUUUUUAGUGGUUUUCAUUUCACUGCACCUAAUACCUGCUUUAACAAUUUUCCUCUCAAGAGGCUCUUACCUUGUUUUAGAUUCUGCUCACUUCAAUCAAGGCCACUGCUGUGCAGAGGCAAAUUUCACCCUUUCUCUGCACAUUAUACUGUGCAUUCAGCAGGAACCAGAGUUUCAAAUUAAAUUCUGAGCUCAUUUAUUGAAGGGGCAGCCUGCCUCCAUUCAGAGAAGAGAGGCUGCAAAUGUGGAGAGAGGAGGCACCAGAGCUACUUUGAGAGGGUGGGGGGGAAGUAAGGGAAAUAAAUCCUUAUACUUUGUAUGAAAACAAACACAUCCUAAAUCCAGAGCAAAAUAUCCCCAGAGCAGCAAAUUGAGUCCAUGCUGAUGUGUGGAGCCAACGGGAGUUUUUGCCAUGUAAAAGCAAAAAAGAGGUGAAGAAGAGAAGAACUAUGUGUCUGAGCACAGUUUCAGCUUGUGCAUCACAACAAAGAGUUUCUGCUCACACAGACAGACUUAAAAUGCUCUUGGAAAGCCCAGCAACCCUGUCCUGGAACACCUGAUGACAGAGGGUUGUCUGUUCAUAAAAAACUUUCUACAACAUCUUGCUGUGGAUGGAGACAGACUUGGACUCUGUGACAUAUUCCAUCUGAUGGCAGGACUUUGAGAUGAAACUGCUGUAAGACAUAUUCAGGAAGUUUGGCUCUUCAAAGCUUUUUUAGGCUGGACACAGCUUGAGCAUCAUCUGCAUUCACUACCUGACCAAAAAAAAAGCAACACUUCUGCAAGAGAUGCAGCAGGGAUGCAGCAACAGGAGUGUCCCUGGGAUGACCCUGCCACUACUACAGCAGUGACAUGUAGCGCCGGUGGCUCAGAAGGCCUUUGGUGUGCCUCCUUCCAAGAGGCUGAAGUGACUCACUCAGAUCUUCCUCUGAGAAGGAAUCACUCCACAGCACUCAGGAUUUGGAAGGAAAGCCAAAGAGAAAAAGCUUCAAAACCAAGGAUUGGAUCUGCUGUCAGGAUCUGUAGCCACCAACUGCCGGAUCCACUGUUUGAAGGAAAGAUUGGCACAGAGAUCCCUGCUGCUGUUGCUUAGUUUUGUUCUCUGUGUCCAAGGGUCUUCUUUCCCAGGGGAGAAGCAAGUGCUGCAGGAAGACAGAGGGCAAUCCAUGCACCAAAGAGCCUCCUGUGCAGUGCAAUGUCAUGUUCAAGGUGCUGAAAGCCAGAAUGAAAAGAAGAAGCCACUUCCAAUAGGAUGAAGAAAAGACUGAGCUGGUCCAGGUACUCAAAGCACAGAAGAAAGUGUGGAGAAUGAAGAGAGAAACCAAGAGGCAGAACAGAUGAACCAAGUCUGGGCUUUGGGGAUAGCAAAGAUGCUGGGCUUGUGCUGACUGUCUGUUGAGAUGAUACCAUACCUCUGCAAUUUGGGACCACCGAGACUCACGUAAAGAAAUCUUCACUAGAUUAUUGGUUAAAAAAAAACGCUCCUGAUCAACUUUGCCAAAUGACUGACCCUACCUAGGCUACGAACCCUCCAUGCUCUUAAUGCUGUAACUCAUUUUUCCUGAGUUGAGGGUAGCUUCAUUUCAUGCGGGUAUCAGUUUUCAAACCUCAAAGGGCUCUGGAGGUUUGGAGAAGCAUCCUGUGGUCCAGAUGCUUUUCUGAACUGCUUGAGUCUGCACAACUGGACCAGCUGUCUUGCCAGACUCUUGUGAGACAACAGGCUCUUCCUGGAUCUGCAUGGGCCAGAGUUACUGCAAGAACUGGGGUUCUUGUGCUGGCUUUGGUGUGACUGUUUCCAUCCAGACCCAGGGAGCACAAAAAGUGUGCAAAAGACAAGAGCUCGAGUGGGUUGAACAAGACAGCUUUGGUUCAUAUCUCAGCUGAAGAGGUCCAGUUGGUUCCUCUCUCUUCCAGAGCCAACUGUCUGGGUAUGUGAGUGUGUGUGCCUGUGUGAGUGAUAUGUGUGUUGAACAAGCAAAUCCACCUAACCAAAUUCCAUGGUGUUUUGUUGCAUUUGAGCUAAGCAAAUGGAACCUGAUGUACAUUCCAACAAUGCUCAGCAAAAAUGUCCAGGACUGGAAAAUUAUGUAAAACCAUGUAAAGGCAGACUUCACAGGCAUCAUCCCAAGGUCAAAAUGAUGUUUGAUUUUUAGGUGCUUAAUUUCCACAGUCCCUUUCAAGGGACUUGACUGCCUCAACAGGCAUUUUAUUUUUCUGUAGACUUUCCUGUCUUUUUAAUGAAUUAGCCUGUCUGUGUUACUUGGUCAUUUGGUCCUGAGGUUUAUACAUUUUCAGCUGACUUUUUGGAGUGUGUAUAACUGAAUCUCCUGGACUGAUUUUAUUUCAAUUAUUGCUCCUAGCAGACUGGAGCUUUACUUGUAGCACCCUGGCUUAUAUUACCAGCCUCUCCAGGAAGGACUGGUAGUUUAUUUUCCUAGGGUAGAGUCACAUGAGUGAAGAAGUGUGGAUGUGUUUUGUGUGUAAAAUUUUAGCCGAUUUCAACCACUGGAUUCUUUCUUUUUUUCCUUAGGCAAUUUUACAUUUGACUCUGACAAAACUACUUUAGAGUUUUUAUUUUUACUAGAGAUAUUAUUAACUCAAACAACCUUGUACAAAAGGCAAAUGCAGGUUAUAGGGGUUGAAGCCAAAAGGUCUUUGUAAGCCGACAUCACUUGCCCUAGAUCUGACUGUAUCAGACAGUUUAUUCCUCAUGUGUCAUGUUGGAGUUACAAGAUCACACCAAGCCACUAGAACCUGUCAAUAGAAUAGUGCUACACUCUAUUUGCUAUUGUAGCAAAGCCUUUUGUAGAUUUAUACAAUAAAACUUUGAAAUAUCUGCUUCAA